AACCUUGUUUCCUUUUUCCUCCUCGUUUCUCCCCUUCUACCUUCGACACACAUCUCUUCUUAACAAAUCUCUCUCUCUCUCACACACACACACACAUCGUAUGAAAAAUGUCGGCUUCAGCUCCUUAUCUACACUAUCAAGACUACCUAAAGACAGCAGUUGCUUCUCAACUCCUCUCCGAAAGAGGCUCCAAUCUCGUCGUCAUCAAUCCAGGUUCUGCAAACAUCCGGAUAGGUCUAGCUCAACAGGACGUUCCUUUCAACAUCCCUCACUGCAUUGCUCGACGCACCACUGGAGCCAACCAAGCUCCUAAAAAGAUAGUGCAAGAUCAGUUGCUUAAUUCUCAGGUUACCACAGCUCAACACGUGGAGCGUGAGAAGGCUUAUGAUAGUAUUGCAUCACUGUUGAAGAUUCCUUUCUUAGAUGAAGAGGUUGCAAACAACUCAUUCACACGGAAGAUGGGGCGUGCUGAUGGAUACGCUAAUACCCCGCAGAGCAACAGGAAGGAGAUUGCAUUCACUUGGACCAAUGUGCUUGAGAAGAAACUUGAUUCAUCUUCAACAUUACCAGACAGUUCCCCAAACAAAGGUGAGGUUGGCGGGCCCACAGACCUGAAGGAAGGUACUGCCAGCAAGGAGCUUGGUUCAAGUGAAUGUAAAUUAAAAGAGUAUAUCUGUGGCGAGGAAGCUCUAAGAAUAUCACCUACUGAGCCUUAUUGCCUACGCCGUCCAAUUCGCAGAGGUCACCUUAAUGUGUCUCUAUAUUAUCCUAUGCAGCAGGUAUUUGAAGAUCUUCAAGCCAUCUGGGACUGGAUUUUGAUUGAGAAGUUGCAUGUCCCUCAUAGCGAAAGGAACAUGUUUUCCGUUGUUCUGGUAGUGCCAGAAACAUUUGAUAGUCGCGAAAUAAAGGAGAUGUUGUCUAUCAUAUUGAGAGACUUGCACUUUAGCUCGGCUGUGGUCCACCAGGAAGGUCUAGCUGCAGUUUUCGGAAAUGGGUUAUCAACGGCAUGUGCCGUAAAUAUUGGUGCCCAGGUGACUUCAGUCAUAUGCAUUGAGGAUGGAGUGGCUCUACCUACUACACAAAUGACUUUACGUUUUGGCGGAGAGGAUAUAUCAAGAUGCCUUCUCUGGACACAAAGGCAUCAUCAGACAUGGCCUCCGAUUCGUACUGAUGCCUUGGCAAAGCCUGUGGAUUUGUUAAUGCUUAACAGACUUAAAGAGGCGUAUUGUCAGAUUAAAGAGGGGGAAGUUGAAGCUUUAGCUGUAGUUCAUUCUUAUGAAGAUGGCAUGCCUGCUGGAUCUCAUAAGACAAGACUAGCAGCUCUGAAUGUUCCUCCUAUGGGCCUCUUCUACCCCAUGCUUUUGGUUCCAGAUGUUUACCCUCCACCUCCUCGUUCUUGGUUUAAUGACUAUGAAGAUAUGUUGGAAGAUACAUGGCAUAUGGAAUUUCCAAGAAGAACAGACUUGUCAGAUGGCUUCUAUCCCAGCCUUAAUGGUGGGUUCCCAAUGUGGGACAGUUACCCAUCUUUCCAAACUAAACCAAAGAAAGAAGAUAACAUUGGCCUUGCAGAAGCUAUAACAAAGAGCAUUCUUUCAACAGGGCGUAUCGAUCUCCAAAGAAAACUGUUUUGUAGCAUACAACUGAUUGGUGGUGUGGCUUUGACAGCUGGUCUGAUUUCUGCUGUGGAGGAGAGAGUAUUACACGCGAUUCCUUCACAUGAAGCAAUUGACACAGUGGAGGUUUUGCAGUCGAGAGCAAAUCCAGCUAUGGUGCCAUGGAAAGGCGGGGCAAUUCUUGGUGUUCUUGAUUUCGGCCGUGAGGCCUGGAUACAUCGAGAGGACUGGAUUCGCAAUGGGAUCCACAUUGGAAGUGGCAGAAAAUACAAGGAUUCGUACUUUCUUCAAGCACAAGCAAUGUGUUACAUGAAUUCUUGAAAGAUGGCUGCAUCCAUUUGUGUAUAAUUAGGUGUUCAAUGGAGACGCCCAUUCUUGGAAGAAACCUCUGGUUAGAGAAGUACUCAUAUACACGAUUGGAAUUCGGCAGUAAUUGAUGUUGGAGACAAAUUGGCUUGGCAUGCAUAUGCCGAUAAUGGGGCUUUACACUGAAAUCUAGCUACGAGGUGGCCCUGGUGAUAAAAGGAAACAUUUUGCUGAAGGGUGAGGGAGCAGCUACCUCUAUGAUGAAGAGCUUUCGGAAAUACAUGUCUUGGGAAGCAAUGAAGUUCGAUCGUAUCAAGUAUAACAUUGACGACUAUACAUAAUUAAAAUUAGGGCCCUUGAAAUUAUAGAUGUUCUCCCGCUUUCUGUGAAUCUAUAUCAGGAGUUCUUUUGAUGGGCCGUUCAAAAAAAAAGUUCUUUUGACGGUCAUUCGUAUGUAUGGCUCGGGUUCUUUUCUCCUUUCCUUCUUGCUGCCACAUCUGAUGUAUAAAUCUGCUGAUAGAAUCUUAAAAACGCUUUAGUGAAUUGUUCUUCUAAAGUAGGAUACCGCCUUCGAUA
Rhododendron vialii is the source of this 2495-nucleotide messenger RNA. RefSeq names its product actin-related protein 9. NCBI's taxonomy places the organism in Eukaryota, Viridiplantae, Streptophyta, Magnoliopsida, Ericales, Ericaceae. Gene Ontology annotation, biological process: double-strand break repair; regulation of DNA-templated transcription. The coding region runs from base 108 to 1934 and encodes 608 amino acids. Gene Ontology annotation, cellular component: Ino80 complex. The record is from RefSeq and is a predicted model, not a curated record. The transcript has 20 exons.